This is a messenger RNA of Ruditapes philippinarum (Manila clam), 1265 nucleotides long. RefSeq names its product neurogenic locus notch homolog protein 1-like. NCBI's taxonomy places the organism in Eukaryota, Metazoa, Mollusca, Bivalvia, Venerida, Veneridae. Gene Ontology annotation, molecular function: calcium ion binding. Gene Ontology annotation, biological process: heterophilic cell-cell adhesion; establishment or maintenance of epithelial cell apical/basal polarity. The coding region runs from base 88 to 1158 and encodes 356 amino acids. Gene Ontology annotation, cellular component: protein-containing complex; plasma membrane. The record is from RefSeq and is a predicted model, not a curated record. The transcript is spliced from 7 exons.
UAAAGAAGAUUUAUUGUCAACAAUUACGAGAAACAUGAAAACUCACAUUCAGUUUAACGUGUUCUUACCGAAAGAUUGAAAUAUAAAAUGAGGCUUUUACUUUUUGUGUCGUUUCUAACUUUAAUAAAACUAGCUGAGGCGGAAAUUAUUGAUAUUAACACGAAGAAUGUAACAGAAUGUGGGAAUCGGACGUGCUACCAUAAUGCAAUAUGUUCAACCGACGGACAGUCGUGCCGAUGUCGACAUGGGUAUGAUGGCGUCACCUGCCAGGAGGAUGUGAACGAAUGUGAGGUUGGUUCCCCUUGCUACCAUAGAGGACAUUGCCGCAAUACAUUUGGAAGCUGGGAGUGCGAUUGCUUACAAGGUUGGGAAAAUAGCUUCGAUAUCCAUUGCGAGAACAAAACCAGUCCGGAUAUAAAUUACCGGAAGUGCAUACCUGGAUGGAUGGGAGAUAUGUGCCAAGACCAAUGUUUAAAUGACUCCAUGUGUGGACGGAAUCAAAACUGUAAAAGAAGAGGUAGGGGUUUAAAAUGUUUGUGUACAACUGGCUGGGAAGGAGAAAAUUGUACCAUAGAUGUCAAUGAAUGUACGAAAAAUCCGUGCAAAGAUCGCCAAGUUUGCUUGAAUACUGAAGGAUCUUUUACAUGCGCAUGUGAAGACGGCUGGAAAGGUCCAAACUGUUUUGAUGACAUAGAUGAAUGCGUCACCAAAAACCCGUGCAAAAAUUACGGGUCAUGUAUAAAUAAUAACGGCUCAUACCAGUGUCUAUGCGAGACCGGAUGGGAGGGAAUGAAUUGCGAUGUGGACUUAGACGAAUGUGCAAGCAAUCCGUGCAAUAUAUCCUCAAUUUGUAUGAAUCAGCCUGGGAACUUUUCUUGUGAAGAACAAACCACUAAUAAUGAAGUUGACACAGGGAGAAAGAAACUGAUUACGGUUAUAGCUGCAAGUGUUGGCUCGUUUUUGUUGCUGCUCUUCCUCGCUUACGUCAUUUACGCUUCAAAAAAGAAAUGUAAAAGAAAGGUCGGCCAAAAUCAGGAUCAAGUACUAGAUGCACGGGUAGAACAGAGAGAGGAAAUAAGUGCUUCUCACGUGACAAGACUUGGUUUUGUGUAUCCAAAAGACAAACCAGCGGUUAACGUGCAAGGUCUAGACUUUUAACGCUUACAAGUACACGUGUUGUAAAGCACCAGUCUUUAUCUUUUUUAAAUGAACUUGUUAUAAUAUUACCGAAAUCUCUUUGUGGUGUAUUAAUUAAAUUAUUCUUA